Racocetra persica is the source of this 220-nucleotide messenger RNA. NCBI's taxonomy places the organism in Eukaryota, Fungi, Glomeromycota, Glomeromycetes, Diversisporales, Gigasporaceae. The record is from the annotation of a GenBank genome assembly.
UAGUUUAGUUUCUACUUCUCGUAGCAAUCCUCAUACUCUUCCAACCGUUGUUCCUUCCGCUGAUGAUAAAUUCUCUAACAAUUCUGAUCUCCCCAAAAUACUUCCCCCAGUGAUAGGUGGUAGUUUAGAGGAAACGGCAGUUAAUUUGGAUGAGCAAGAAGCAAAUGAAGUAAUUAGAAAAACCGCCACUCAUUUACCAUCCAAAGAAGAAGCCCAAGAA